UCAAUUCAAAACUCUCCAUUUCAAUCCGCAUAACCAAAAAAGAUUCUUCAAUUCUUUGUCAUGAAAAUCCUUACUCCCUUCUUCGUCUUCUUCUUCCUUCUUCUUCUUCUUCUUCUUCUUCCUCCCUCCACUUCUCAAACUUCUUAUUACGUCCCUGUCGAUAACAUAGCCGUCAAUUGCGGUACCAAAGCCAUCACUGACACCGGCGAUCGAAAAUGGAUCGGCGACGUCGCUACUAAUUACUCCCCAUCCGAACCACCAAACACAGUCAACAAGUCCACCUUCAAGUCCAUUAUCUCAAACACCAUCAGCGACGAGAUCUACAGAACUGUACGCCUCUCUCGCUCUCCCUUCACCUACUCUUUCCCGGUCACUGCCGGCCCCAAAUUCAUCCGUCUCUACUUCUACCCGGAAAAAUACGAAGAAUUUAAUAGAUCCGAUGCCUUCUUCACUGUUCAAGCUGCCCAGUUCACUCUCCUUAAAAACUUCAGCGCUGCCCUCGUCGCUGAUUUCAUCAAUAAAAGCGUCAUCCCAAGAGAAUUUUGUAUCCAUAUCGCCGGAGAAGCACCAAAGUUGAACAUUACCUUCACCCCAUCUCCGAAUUCUUAUGCCUUCGUCAACGGAAUUGAAGUGGUCUCUAUGCCGGAAAACCUCUACUACUCUCCUGCGGAGCAGGGAACGACGACGCCGAUUAUUGGAAACAACAUCGCCCUUGAGCUUUAUCAUCGAAAAAAUCUUGGCGGUGACGACAUCUUUCCGAGUCAAGAUUCCGGCAUGUACCGAAAUUGGGAUGGGACUAAUCUACAUAUAACAACCAAACGAGUUAUCCCAAUACAUAAUGACUCUGUUUCUAUAAACUACACAACGAGCACUCCUAACUUCACAGCCACAGAUUCAGUUUAUCAGUCUGCUCUAAUUCUGGGUGUGAAUCGAACUCUCAAUUCUAAACAAAAUUUAUCGUUUCAAUUGCCCGUUGAUGUCGGGUUCAAUUAUUUGGUACGACUCCAUUUUUGCCAAAUUCUUAUGGAUCAGUUUCAAGGAAAACAGAAGAUUUUCACAGUGUUCAUCAAUAACCAAAAUAUCACCACUGUCGAUAUAGAUUCCAUCAAUACUCCUUUAUACAGAGAUUAUAAUGCACGGCCAAUGGCGGUUGGGAAUACUUCCGCUAUCUUAGUUGAUUUACACCCCUUACCAAGUGAGACCUUCGAUGUGAUUUUGAAUGGAUAUGAAGUGUUCAAACAAAGCAAUGGAACUAAUCUUGCAGUACCAAACCCAGUGGUCGCUCUAGCACCAGAAAUUAAACGGGGAGCCAAAAAUUCAAAUGCAACAGCGAUCAUCGCUGCUGUGUGCAGUAGCGUGGGAUUUGCCAUAUUAUCUUCAAUCGUUGGAUUUGUGGUUAUAUGGAAACAGAGUAAGAAGAUGAGGAAGAGAAGGAAGAAGAAGAAGAAAACAAGAGAGGAUAAGUUGCUGCCGGAACGACGGUGCCGGAUUUUCACCUUCGAAGAGAUUUGUGAAGCGACAGAUUACUUUAGCAAAGAGAGACAGAUAGGAGUCGGAGGAUUUGGUGCGGUUUACAAAGGAAUUUUCGAGGAUGAAGACGAUCUCACCGUCGCAAUCAAACGGUUGAACCCAGAAUCCAACCAAGGCGAACAAGAAUUCGUAACAGAGAUUGAAUUGUUAUCGGAGCUCCGUCACUUCAACCUUGUAUCUCUCAUCGGAUAUUGCUUGGAAAACAAGGAAAUGUUGCUAGUUUACGAAUAUAUGCCAAACGGAACAUUCAAAGAUCAUCUCUACGACACCUCGAAUUCUCUUCUAUCAUGGAGGAAGCGCCUAGAAAUCUGCGUUGGGGCAGCACGUGGUUUAGACUACCUACACUCCGGAUUCGAUCGACCCAUCAUCCACCGCGACGUGAAGACUACGAAUAUCCUUCUAGACGAAAAUUGGGUUGCAAGAGUUUCCGAUUUCGGGAUGUCGAAAUUGGGGCAAACCAACACGGCAGUCAGCACGGCAGUGAAAGGAACUUGGGGCUAUUUAGACCCGGAAUAUCAUCGACGUCUGAAAGUGACAGAAAAAUCCGACGUAUUCUCAUUUGGGGUCAUCUUGUUCGAAGUGCUGUGUGGGAGAAAACCAUUGGACCCGCUUGCCGGUGAAGAGAAGUUCAAGCUUACGCUAUGGGCUAAGAAAUGCUUGGAGAAAGGGAAUGCUUAUGAAAUUAUCGAUCCGCAUUUAAAAGGGAAGAUUUCAUGUGAUUGUUUAAAGCAAUACUUGGAAUUGGCGACAACGUGUAUCAACGAUCAUUCAAAGCAUCGGCCGAGAAUGGAGGUGGUGGAGGAGAAAUUAAGGUUCAUCUUGAAGCUGCAAGAGGAAGCAGAUGGGGAUUGUCCGGACACGGAAUUGAGUUAUCCAGAGGAGCCAUUUUCGCCGAUAAGGUCAUCAGGAGGUUCUCUACGGACUGAGUCGUAUAAAAGCCACAUCGCCACCAUGCUCAGCGGCUCCGAUUUCACGGUAUCGUCGCUUAUGAGUGAAGAAAUGUUAAGUGAACAGAGCUCCGGUUCUAUGGCGUAUUCUCGGAAGACAUAAUUUAUUUCUUAAAAAAAAAAUCCUUUUUGUUCUUCUUUUUCUUUUUAUAAUUUUAUUUAAAAUACCGUUUUAGCGGUUAGGUUUUGAAAAUAACGUUAUAGUUUGGAGUUGGUUUAGUUCUUAAAGCACUUAUGCUUUGAACUAAAAGUAAUGAAUAUAUAUAAACUAGUCUCUGUAAAUUUUACAAACGUAAUGUAUGUUUGUUGUGGAUUUUAUUUAAUUUUGAUUGCCAUA
Molecule: messenger RNA, 2814 nt
Organism: Cucumis sativus (cucumber)
Lineage: Eukaryota; Viridiplantae; Streptophyta; Magnoliopsida; Cucurbitales; Cucurbitaceae
Product: receptor-like protein kinase FERONIA
Exons: 1
Coding region: 61-2580 (839 amino acids)
Biological process (GO): protein phosphorylation
Molecular function (GO): protein kinase activity; ATP binding
Source: RefSeq, a predicted model, not a curated record